AUGCUUGGAGUCAACGUUAAUGUGCUCGGGCGCCAGCGCGCAUUGGGAAAACCAGUGUCUGUACGUGUACAACGUGCUUUGUCGCGUACGAGGCCGUUGAUGCCGUGUUCUGCAUUUCGGAGGAAGCUGGCGCGCUUGGUGAUGGCUCUGUGGGUGCGUGGUUGA
Messenger RNA from Ascochyta rabiei, 165 nucleotides. RefSeq lists its product as uncharacterized. Bases 1 to 165 code for a protein of 54 amino acids. The transcript has a single exon. The record is from RefSeq and is a predicted model, not a curated record. Lineage: Eukaryota; Fungi; Ascomycota; Dothideomycetes; Pleosporales; Didymellaceae.